AUGCUUCCAAAGGCCCGUUCCUUCAACCGAUCCACCGGCGUCGUCGUCGGCCUGUCCGGUACUUGCGCAGCGGCUCCACUUCUCUUCUUCAUCCCAGGUGCCGAAGAACGUCUCGUUCACCAGGCUUCCAAAUGGGGCCCGCGAUGGAACAGAGGUUUCUCCAGAAUGACUCCAGCGGUACAACGCGGUGCUGCAAGGGUCGAACCAAAGAUGCAAAAGACUGUCCAAGUCGUCGAGCCACCUUUCAAGAGAGCUGCGAUGUAAGUAUCAUCUUCUGUACUGACCGCUUCAACCAACACUUACCGUAUGCACAAUAUCACAUUUGCUGAUACAUCUAUGUGAUAGUGCAAUUGACCGAAACAUCAAACGCAUCUUACCACGAAAGGAGUAG
Hymenoscyphus albidus is the source of this 391-nucleotide messenger RNA. The record is from the annotation of a GenBank genome assembly. NCBI's taxonomy places the organism in Eukaryota, Fungi, Ascomycota, Leotiomycetes, Helotiales, Helotiaceae.